Messenger RNA from Sphaeroforma arctica JP610, 166 nucleotides. RefSeq lists its product as hypothetical. NCBI's taxonomy places the organism in Eukaryota, Ichthyosporea, Ichthyophonida. The record is from RefSeq and is a predicted model, not a curated record. The annotation marks the transcript as partial. The transcript has a single exon.
ACAUACAACGCCAAGAAGUCGCCGUAUUAUAAAGAAGCCCUGUCUCUAAAGCGCAAGGCAAGUCCUCUGUUCACAGCGCUACACGACAAGCUGCUCAACUUCCAUGUACACCCAAACACUGGCCUACUGUUACCUGCUGGUGUCGAGUACCACGCCGAAACCGAAG